Penicillium cataractarum is the source of this 756-nucleotide messenger RNA. Its product is annotated as SH3 domain-containing protein. Gene Ontology annotation, biological process: protein transport to vacuole involved in ubiquitin-dependent protein catabolic process via the multivesicular body sorting pathway. Gene Ontology annotation, cellular component: ESCRT-0 complex. Lineage: Eukaryota; Fungi; Ascomycota; Eurotiomycetes; Eurotiales; Aspergillaceae. The transcript is spliced from 4 exons. The record is from RefSeq and is a predicted model, not a curated record. The coding region runs from base 1 to 756 and encodes 251 amino acids. Gene Ontology annotation, molecular function: protein binding.
AUGGCGAGCGAGUUCCAGUCCGCCAUGACCAUCCGGUCGCUCCGCAUACUCAAGAAUGAGCUGGAGUUCCUCGCCGACUCAAAUGUAAUCAAGCCCGACCAGCUCAAUGCUAUUCUCGCACAACUGCCCACCGAGACCGACGCUCGUACCGCAGCCGCACGUCAGAACCAGACACCCCCUUCACCAUUGCAGAUUCAAGCUUUGCCCCAGCCCGUUCAAGCGCAACCUCCUCCAGCCCCAUACUCGCCCCCGACGACGCAGCCAUCUACCCUCCCCUUGAACGAAAAGACCCCGGUGUACAACCAAUACGCCUCCCCGCCUCCGCAGGCACCGCCAGCAUACCCUCAGGCUGCGCCGCCAUCUUUGGGUUACGCUACUGCAAUGUGGGCAUACACUCCAACCGAUGAGGGCGACCUAGCGCUGGUGCAGAAUGAUCGUAUCCUAGUUCUUGAGCACAUGAAUGUUGACUGGUGGCGUGGUCGUAACGAGCGUACCGGCUUGGAGGGUAUCUUCCCGAAGAGCUAUGUCAAGGAGGUCGAUGAGAAGGCAGGCAUCUAUACGCCGCCCCCGCCGACCAACUAUGGAAAUAUGCCUUUGGCUGUUAGCCAGAGCGGAUCUAACCCUGCUACCAAUGAUCCGGAGCAGAAGAGCAAGUUUGAGCAGAAUGGCAAGAAGUUUGGCAAGAAAUUGGGCAAUGCUGCAAUCUUCGGUGCCGGUGCUACUGUCGGCUCCAACAUCGUGAACAGUAUCUUCUAA